AUAACUGGAAGUAGCUUGUCGGCUCGGCAGAUAGCGUUGCUCUCCACAGGGCUUCUCAAAAUGGCAUUUUUUCAGUUACUUUUGAGCUUUUUCUCCAAGGCACUUUUAAUUCUGUCUGUUUUUCUUUUCAUAGCAUUUCUCAUUUACUGCUUGUAUGUUAAAUACAUCCACAUGAAAUACGACCACAUACCCGGACCACCGAGAGAAAGCUUCUUUUUCGGACACACACCAACACUUUUGAAGACUAUGAAUAAUGGAUUAGUACAUGACAAAUUCCUUGAAUGGUCUGAGACUUAUGGGCCUGUUUACAGAAUAAAUGCUCUGCAUUACGUUUCUGUGUGUGUGACCUGUCCAGAAGCAACAAAGGAAAUCAUGAUGUCCCCAAAGUACCCAAAGGACAAGUUUGUGUACAACAGACUCUUCUACCUGUUCGGUGAAAGGUUUUUUGGAAAUGGUCUGAUAACAGCACAGAAUCAUGAGGUGUGGUACAAACAGCGCCGGAUCAUGGAUCCUGCCUUCAGCAGCCUAUAUUUGAGAGGUCUAAUGGGGAUCUUCAAUGAGAGGGCAGAGAAACUGAUGGACAAGCUUGUAGAAGUUGCUGAUAACAAUACAGAGGUCAACAUGCUGCACCUUGUCAACUGUGUCACCCUUGAUGUGAUUGCUAAGGUUGCAUUUGGCAUGGAUUUGGACCUCCUGACAAAUAGUUCACCUUUCCCUAAAGCCAUUGCGAUUUGUCUCAAAGGGAUGAUGUACUACGUUAGAGACAUGAUGUUUCAGUUCAAGCCAAAGAACAGACGAUUCGUAAAGGAAGUGAAGGAAGCAUGUCACCUGCUGCGCAAAACCGGAGCCCAGGUGAUCCAGGAGAGAAAGACCGCCAUGCAGAACGGUGAAGAUGUCCCAAAGGACAUCCUCACACAGAUCAUCAAAACAGCUGCUACAGAAUGCAUCACCCAGGAAGACGAGGAGUUUAUGUUGGACAACUUUGUGACAUUAUUUAUUGCUGGUCAAGAAACAACAGCUAACCAGUUAUCAUUCUGCAUCAUGGAACUUGGACGACAGCCUGAAAUUCUGGAGAAACUGAGGAAUGAAGUGGAUGAGGUGAUUGGGAUGAAGCAAAACGUUAGCUAUGAUGACCUCGGGAAACUGACCUACCUCUCACAGGUGCUAAAAGAGACACUGAGACUCUACCCAACUGCUCCAGGGACAAAUCGUCAGAUUGAUGAAGACAUGGUGAUUGAUGGUGUCCAUAUCCCCGGUGGAGUUGGCUGUAUGUUUAGCACCUAUGUAACUGGGAGAAUGGAGAAAUUCUUCAACGACCCUCUGAAGUUUGAUCCAGACCGAUUUCACCCAGACGCUCCCAAGCCUUAUUACUGCUACUACCCAUUUGCCCUUGGUCCACGCUCAUGCCUGGGACAGAACUUUGCUCAGAUGGAGGCCAAAGUUGUGAUGGCAAUGCUGCUUCAGAGGUUUGAGAUAACCCUCGUCCCAGGACAGACCUUUGACAUCGAGGACACUGGUACACUGAGACCCAAGAGUGGAGUGGUUUGCACCAUCAAACACAGGAAGAACAAAGACUAAAUGGAAUUAAGGCGAUGUGCUCCCUCGGCGGCAAGACAACAAGGAGUUUGGUCACAUGCCCAAGUUGGACAUGUCUGUAUGAUGAUGACGCAUUCAUAUUAGGUCGGGGGUGCAGUGCGGGAGGUCCCUCAGCAACAGCGAGAUCAGUGACGGCUGUGCACAUGCGUGGUUUGCUUUAAGUGUGUGAACGGGGAGCUCUGCUCCGAGUCAAAGAGGGCAAAAACAAUCAACAUUUUUUAUUUUAUUUUGAAAAGCAUACAGCAGUCCUUGACCCCUCCCUGUGACCCACUUGUGAAAAUGAUGAAAACUUUGUCACCCCUUAAUAAACACAUUUAAAUCUUAAAUAUAGUAUAGUCUUCACUGUAAUGAAAACUAUGAAAUAAAAUAUAAAACAAGUUACCCUGAACUCUAUCUAGUGCUGAUGUUUAGUGCUAUAGUGUUUAGUGCAUAGUGCUACAAUAAUCAAUAAUAUUUUCACAAAUGUAACAAAU
Molecule: messenger RNA, 2069 nt
Organism: Nematolebias whitei (Rio pearlfish)
Lineage: Eukaryota; Metazoa; Chordata; Actinopteri; Cyprinodontiformes; Rivulidae
Product: cholesterol 24-hydroxylase
Exons: 16
Coding region: 61-1578 (505 amino acids)
Biological process (GO): cholesterol catabolic process
Molecular function (GO): cholesterol 24-hydroxylase activity; heme binding; iron ion binding
Source: RefSeq, a predicted model, not a curated record